UUAAAAUUAAUUUCAUUAAGCUGCCCUCUUUAAAAGAAUUUCUACGAAUUCCUUUAGAUGUAUUUAUUGUCUUAAUCAAUAACCGAUAAGUCAGAAUGAAUUAAAUAUAAUAAAUUCCUGAUAAGUCAGAAAAAUGAAUGCAUUUUCUCGCGAAUAAAUAAGUUCCUCAUAAUAAAGAGGCUGAUAAGCCCGUCUCAUGGCGGCUGUUAAACCCAAGACCCUAUAGUAAAGGCACCAGUCGCAAAAUGAAUACCGUGGUUGUCGGGUUUACGUGCCUACUUCUUCCCCUACUGGGAUCCGCUCAGUUCAUCGAUAUGGCGUGUGGGAUUCGAGCUCCCAAUCCCAUUGGGGCCCGGAUCAAGAAUGGAACGAUCGCUGGAUUGACAUCAAGUCCUUGGAUGGCCUUCCUACAUUCGACGACAGGAAGAUUCAUUUGCGGUGGAUCCCUAAUUACUCACCGUCUGGUGCUGACUGCAGCUCAUUGCUUUCUACCCAAUAUCCAGCUAAUUGCUCGUUUGGGAGAGUAUGAUAGAGAAGAAUACGAAAAGUGCCAUGGUAGCUACUGCACCUUUCGAACGGAGGCUAGAGUGGAGAGGGGAUUCCGGCACCGUCUUUAUGAUCCAGACACGAUGGCCAACGAUAUAGCCAUUCUGCGACUGGUCAGGAGAGUGGAGUAUACAGAUAACAUCAGACCCAUCUGCAUUGUAUGGGACACUAGAUGGAGGAACUACAUUAACUCCAUAGAUCCGGUCACUGGCACUGGAUGGGGUAAAACGGAAUCUGAUGGAGAUAGCGGCAAGCUCAUGACUGUCGACUUAUCCCGCCAACAAACGGAGAUCUGCCAGCGUUUCAUCUAUCGAACUCUCACGAGUACUAUGUUUUGCGCCGGAAAUUGGGAUAGCAAUCUAUGCAACGGUGAUUCCGGCGGUCCAGUGGGAGCAAUGGUUCCUUUCCAAAACUCUCAGCGCUUCAUCCAAAUUGGAAUCGCCAGCUUUACGAACACCCAGUGCUCAAAAGCCAGUGCUUUCACGGAUGUCCUGAGCUAUGUCGACUGGAUCCUUGCGGUGUAUAACUACCACCAAAGCUAACCUGAAACAAUUCCAAUACGAUUAUAAUGUUCUUACUGACAUAAAGAAAAGAUUUAAUAUA
This is a messenger RNA of Drosophila suzukii, 1149 nucleotides long. RefSeq names its product chymotrypsin-like protease CTRL-1. NCBI's taxonomy places the organism in Eukaryota, Metazoa, Arthropoda, Insecta, Diptera, Drosophilidae. Gene Ontology annotation, molecular function: serine-type endopeptidase activity. The record is from RefSeq and is a predicted model, not a curated record. Gene Ontology annotation, biological process: proteolysis.